CGUCUGUUCCUGAGCGGGCGAUGCGGGAGGCUCCCCUCCGGUGAGCGGGGCUUGUAUUGUCUGUAAACCGGACAUAUUUGUGUACGAACGCUUCCUGGUCCAAGGUGCACGUCACCCCUCAGAUCCUACGAUGCGGUGCACAGGACUACUUCUGUUUCCACUUUUAAUAAGUCAUGCCGUUAAAGCGCUGGACAACGGGCUGGCCCUGACGCCCAUCAUGGGGUGGCUGCACUGGGCGAGGUUCAUGUGCAACGUCGACUGCGACGCCGACCCCGAUAACUGCAUCAGUGAGCGGUUGUUCAUGCAGAUGGCGGACGUGAUGGUGAAGGAGGGCUGGAGGGACGCCGGGUACGAGUACGUCUGCCUGGACGACUGCUGGCCGUCCCGCCGCCGUGACGCCUCUGGGGGGCUUCAGGCAGACCCCGCCAGGUUCCCAGGGGGCAUCAAGAAGCUGGCUGACUACGUGCACUCUAAAGGCCUGAAGCUGGGUAUCUACAGCGACGUCGGGGCAGAGACCUGUGCGGGAUACCCCGGGAGCCUGGGUCACUACGAGAAGGACGCCCAGACCUUUGCCGACUGGGGGGUGGAUCUCCUCAAAUUCGACGGCUGCAACAUGAAGUGGACUCGCCUGGCAGAAGGUUACAGGAACAUGUCCAGAGCCCUCAACGCUACUGGGAGCAGGAUGGUGUACUCCUGCGAGUGGCCAUUGUAUGAAUGGGAUUUCCACAAGCCAAACUACACGGCCGUCCGCGAGACGUGUAACCAGUGGCGGAACUACGCCGACGUCUACGACUCCUGGAGCAGCGUCAAGUCCAUCGCAGAGUGGACGGCUCUGCACCAGGACGCUGUGGCUCCGUGGGCCGGACCGGGGGGCUGGAACGACCCUGACAUGCUGGUGAUCGGAAACUACGGUCUGAGUCACGACCAGCAGGAGUCGCAGAUGGCGCUGUGGGCCCUGAUGGCGGCGCCGCUCCUCAUGUCCAACGACCUGAGGAGCUUGUGUCCGCGCGCCAAGGCCCUGCUGCAGAACCGACGCGUCAUCGCCAUCAACCAAGACCCCCUGGGCCGGCAGGGGUACCGCACGGCCACGUUGGGCUCAUUCGAGGUGUGGGAGAGGCCUCUCUCGAAUCGCGUCCUGGCCGUCGCCGUGAGAAACAAGCAAGAGAUAGGGGGUCCGCAGAAGCUUCCCAUCGUGAAGGUCCCCGGCUGGAGGACGUGUGAUUCUCGGUGCAACGUCACGCAGAUCCUUCCGCAGUACAAGGAGCUGGGAGUCCAGCGGAAGCGCACUGACCUGGCCGUCGCUGUGAACCCAUCCGGCGUGGUCCUGUUGACCCUUCACCCCAUAUUGGACUAGGAAGCCAGUGUUGCCAAAGCUCACAACCAGCUGAACUACCCUCCAUUAAAGUCAAUUCUGGUUAUUUUUUACCAUCGUCUGAAGUCUAAUACCUUUUGCGGACCACAUCUCAGAAGACCUCUCCUCUGCCCUGAUCACCUCCUACCCGAGUAGCCUGAAGCCGCACCCGUUUUACUCUGGUGGACUUCUACCGCUGCAUCGGUAAUGGCUGAUUACGGUGCCACGUUCACGCAUUGCAAAGGGGUUACGGACCCAUCUUGCGUCCACCUCAAGGGCCUGAUGUGCGCCUCCCAAAAAUGAUAACCUUCCGUCGAGGCGACGUAGCAGCGAGGGCUGCGAUUGGUCGGCUUACUAAAACCCGACCCAGAAACCAUCAAGGUUCACGACUGCGUGGUCAUUACGUAGACGUAGAAAGUCAGCCCUUUAGCGUGACAGUAUUGCAUGUCAACAGCCAUCUUCCCGUAGAGCACUGACAGCUCUCAGUGCUUUGCGGUCAGAGGUUGGUUGAAACACAGUACCUUGACACUAAUCCACCUAUUUGCUAUUAUAUGCACAUGUCGGUGGCCACUCCUUAGAAACUCCAGUCGAUCAGAAUUGUACAACGAACAUGAAGUCUUGUACAAUAAAUUGAAAUGCCCUAAAUACAUUUAUCAGAAACCUUAUCAAAUCCCAGUUGAGAGCCAACUCUUAUUGAACUGAGCCAAAUGAUCUUUAGAUAAAGCAAGAGCUUCAAAACUAAAAUUUUUGGAUUUGAAAGGUAUGAAAUUAAAUGUCCACAACAUCUGAUUUUAGUUUCCAACGUUUUAUUAACAGUGACCAUUUCCACAAGACACAGCCACAGCUUAGAACUGGAUGACCUGGCCCUGGAAGAACAGAAGGAAAGACGAGGUUAAAGGAGCAAUAACGAGCAUGGGAACCCAAAACAUUUACGACCAAGACACAGAAUGUAACCGGGAUGGGUGAUCCAUGCCUAACUAAAGCAGACCCAAGUCUAUAUUAUGUUUGGCAUUUGAUACAAAUCAAGAUUGCAUAAUCCACCAACUCCAAAAAAUUAAAACGUAUUAGGCAGCCCUUUCAAUAUUUUAACAAUGCCCCAUAUUCACCGAAACCCAACUCCUAUAACUGCCUAGAAAAUAAAAACACGUUGGAAUGUUUCCAUUGUUUG
Molecule: messenger RNA, 2519 nt
Organism: Gadus chalcogrammus (walleye pollock)
Lineage: Eukaryota; Metazoa; Chordata; Actinopteri; Gadiformes; Gadidae
Gene: gla
Product: galactosidase, alpha
Exons: 7
Coding region: 131-1354 (407 amino acids)
Biological process (GO): oligosaccharide metabolic process; glycosylceramide catabolic process; glycoside catabolic process
Cellular component (GO): cytoplasm
Molecular function (GO): alpha-galactosidase activity
Source: RefSeq, a predicted model, not a curated record